AUGUCUUGUCCGUCAAGUCCUGGAAGCGGCGCCACUAAUUUUACUUCCUGCUCAGCUGUCCUGCCACCAACUGGAAGCAAAGCCAGUGUCGGUUCUCCUUGCCCUAGUAAAACAGGCAGCUCUGGGUUUAAGGGAGCUGGUUACUUUAGUAGCCGCAGCCUGUCCUGCUACAACUACAAAGGAUCUAGGGCCGCACUCGGUAGCUGCCAUGCUGCUAGAUACGGAUAUGGCUCUCGGAGGGGCAGUUCUGGAUUGGGCUACUCGGGCACUGGAUAUGGUUUUGGCUCCCACGGUUCUUAUGGGUUUCGACGUAGUGGAGCCAAUUUCUCGGGCACCCCCUUCAUCACGCCUGUCACUUGCAAUGAGACUCUGCUUCAACCACUCAAUCUGGAACUCAACUCUUCGGCCCAAGCCCUGAAAUGCCAGGAGAAGAAUGAACUUCAGUGCCUGAACAGCAAGUUUGCUUGUUUCAUUGAUAAGGUCCGAUUCCUUGAGCAGCACAACCUGAUGCUGAAGACCAAGUGGGACUUCUUGAAAGAAAAGAAACGGCAAAAAAGUAACAUGGAGCCCCUUUUUAAUGAACACAUCAGUAGUCUGAGGAAGGAACUGGAAAGCCUAGAGUGGGAAAGGUCCCAGCUGCAGGCAGAAAUGAACAGCUGGCGAGAAACCAUGGAAGGGAGCAAGAAAAGGUUUGAAGAGGAAUGCAACAGAAGGACAUCCGCUGAAAAUGAGUAUGUGGCACUUAAAAAGAAAGUGGAUUGUGUUUUCAUGGACAAGUCAGAGAAAGAAGCCAAGGUGGAGGCCCUGAUACGAGACAUCUGCUUUUGCAGAUCUACUUUUGAGGAGGAAAUUAGUGAGCUGCAGUCACGCAUCUCAGACACGUGUGUCACAGUGAAAAUGGAUAACAGCCGAGCCCUGGACGUGGCGUGCAUUGUUGAAGAGUUCCGGUGUCGUUAUGAAGACAUCGCCUCCCGGAGCCGAGCUGAGGCAGAGGCUUGGUGCCACUGCCAGUAUCAAGAGCUGAGGACAACUGCUGCCAAACACUGUGACAACCUACGCAAUGUCAAGGAUGAACUUAGUGAUCUAACCCGGGUUGUUCACAGAACGGAAGCAGAAAUCGCUAACGUCAAAGCCCAGCGUUGCAAACUGGAAGAAGAGGUGGCUGCAGCUGAGGAACGUGGGGAGAUGGCGGUGAAAGAUGCCAAGUGCAAACUGGCUGACCUGGAGGAGGCCCUGCACAAGGCCAAGCAGGAUAUGGCCUGCCAGCUCCGGGAAUAUCAGGAGCUGAUGAACCUCAAGCUGGCCCUGGAUAUUGAGAUUGCGACAUACAGGAAGCUGCUGGAAGGAGAGGAAUGCAGGAUGGGCGAAGGAGAAUGUGCUGUGAAUAUCUCUGUGCAAAGGAGUCAGGGUGCCGUUGUGUGCAACACUGACACCGUCUGUGGGCCUGCAAGAGGAGGAGCCAUUCUCACCAACGGGAAUGACGCUUGCCACUCUGGAAGUUUCAAAAGAGGCAUUCCAGCAGGCUGCGUCCCUUUUGUAGAGCCGGGUCACCUUUGUGGAGACAUGUGCAGCCCUCAUGGAUUCAGCACCAGAAAUGUAAAGGGCGGCAAUGUUAGGUUUGUACCCGCAGCUGUUCCCUGUGGAUCAAGAGGCUAA
Molecule: messenger RNA, 1656 nt
Organism: Eublepharis macularius
Lineage: Eukaryota; Metazoa; Chordata; Lepidosauria; Squamata; Eublepharidae
Product: keratin, type II cuticular Hb5-like
Exons: 9
Coding region: 1-1656 (551 amino acids)
Biological process (GO): keratinization; intermediate filament organization
Cellular component (GO): keratin filament
Molecular function (GO): structural constituent of skin epidermis
Source: RefSeq, a predicted model, not a curated record